Chionomys nivalis (European snow vole) is the source of this 585-nucleotide messenger RNA. RefSeq names its product rhox homeobox family member 2B-like. NCBI's taxonomy places the organism in Eukaryota, Metazoa, Chordata, Mammalia, Rodentia, Cricetidae. The transcript has 4 exons. The coding region runs from base 1 to 585 and encodes 194 amino acids. The record is from RefSeq and is a predicted model, not a curated record. Gene Ontology annotation, molecular function: DNA binding.
AUGGAGCGUCAAAACUUCGAUUACCUGCUUUAUGUGGGACUUGAUGACGACGACGAUGACAACUGGGAUGAGGUUGAGGCACUGAGGGUCUUGCAGGCUGGAGAGGGAAGAAAUGAGGGAGCCAGUGGAUGGGGCCGGGCUGGGCGAAGAGCCGCAGCCGCAGCAGCUGCAGCAGCAGAAGCAGACAGAGCAGGAGGAGAAGGCCCCUCAGCUGCUGGUGCCGCAGGCCUCGUGGACGACGGGACCCAAGAGUGCGCCGCUGGUGGCCAUGGCCGGGAGAAUGAGUCACAGCCUCAGGAACCAGAUCGUGGGGCCAUGGAAGACAGCCAGGGUGUGCUGUCCUUGGCCGAGCGAUGGUCCUGUGUUCAUCCCGUGAAGCUGCUGGUGCCUGAAUUCCGAGUCCAUCACCAGCACAGGUUCACCUUGGCUCAGCUCCAAGAGCUGGAGAGCGUCUUCCAGCGCAGUCAGUACCUCACCACUGAGGAGGCGAAACGAUUGGCAUCUUGCAUGGGUGUGACUGAAGCCAGAGUGCAGAGAUGGUUUUGGAAGAGGAGAGAAAAAUACAGAAGAUAUAAGAGACUGUGA